Capra hircus (goat) is the source of this 1147-nucleotide messenger RNA. RefSeq names its product rano class II histocompatibility antigen, A beta chain-like. The record is from RefSeq and is a predicted model, not a curated record. The transcript has 6 exons. Gene Ontology annotation, biological process: peptide antigen assembly with MHC class II protein complex; antigen processing and presentation of exogenous peptide antigen via MHC class II; positive regulation of T cell activation. Gene Ontology annotation, molecular function: MHC class II protein complex binding. Bases 49 to 822 code for a protein of 257 amino acids. Lineage: Eukaryota; Metazoa; Chordata; Mammalia; Artiodactyla; Bovidae. Gene Ontology annotation, cellular component: MHC class II protein complex; membrane.
UGACUGCCAGAGCUUCUCGUACACCGUUUCUGUUUCAGGGGUGGAAAGAUGAGGGUGACCAUCCCCAGGAACCCUGGGACUGUGGCUGGAAUGGUGAUGGCUGUGUUUCUGGUGCUGAGGAUCCCCGAGGCUCACUGCAGAGAGGCUCCGAAGAAUUUCGUGUACCAGUUUAAAGGCAUGUGCUACUUCACCAAUGGGACGGAACACGUGAGGCUUGUGGCCAGACAGAUCUACAACAAGGAAGAGAUCCUGCACUUUGACAGCGACCUGGGCGAGUUUGUGGCUGUUACAGAGCUGGGCCGGGUGUGUGCUGAGAUCUGGAACACCCAGAAGGACCUCCUGGCGGAGUUUCGGGCCUACGUGGAGACGCUGUGUAGACGCAACUACAAGGAGACGGUCGGCUCCACUGUCCAGCGGAGAGUGGAGCCUACAGUGACGGUCUCUCCAGCCAGUACAGAGGCCCCGAACCUCCAUAAUCUGCUGGUCUGUUCAGUGACAAAUUUCUAUCCUCGCCAAGUUAAAGUCAAAUGGUUCCGGAAUCAACAGGAGCAGACAGCUGGAGUUGGGUUCACACCUCUUACUCAGAAUGGGGACUGGACCUACCAGAUUCACAUGAUGCUAGAGACAAUACCACAGCUUGGAGACAUCUAUGUUUGCCACGUGGACCACCCCAGCCUCCAGAGCCCCAUCACAGUAGAAUGGCGGGCACAGUCUGAAUCUGCCCAGAGCAAGAUGCGGAGUGGAAUUGGAGGUUUUGUGCUGGGGCUGAUCUUCCUUGGUGUGGGCCUUUUUGUCCACUUUUGGGAUAAGAGAGCUAGCUGAUCCUGAGGCUUCAUCCACAGGACUCUUUCCCUAUCUUGUCCUGCUAUUCUCCGUGGUUCCUGCCUCCCUUCUCUCAAGACCUGUGAACAAGCCAGCUCCGCCCGCAUCAUCUGUCAGGACCUGACUCCUGGUGACCCAGAAGCAGCUGUCACAUGCUCUUUUUGUUUUGAUUUUUCCUGAAUUUCUGCCCAUGACUCAACUUUCCUCUUCGGCUCUCUGAGCUGCCUGCUGAGUCUGUUUGAACCAUAAAUGGCCUCAACAGGCAUUUCUGAUCUCGUUCUCUUCUGAAGACUGCCUGUGAAUUCAGUGUCAGACUCUUUUAUCU